CCCUCGCAAUUUCUAUGUCCCCCCAGCGCUCUUACUCACUGGUGGGGCAGCAGCAGGAGCAGAGAAGUCCUUGGGGCUCUGUGUGCACGGCUCAGCCAAGAUCAGACACUCCUGGGUCAUCAGCACUGCUUUCAGCACAGCUCCAAAACAGUCCCGCCCUGGCUCCUAUAGACAAAAUGACCUCUAUCCCAGUCAAACCAGUACAGGACUCCAGGGAACCUGGAAGGUGGGGAACAGUGCAAGGUGCUGGGGAAAGCAGACGCAGGGAGCUUGGGGUGGGCAGCUGAGGUCAUGGUGUGUCCAUGGGUAUGGGGACACGGAGGGGACGGCAAUUGUCCUGUGUUUAAUUUGUCGGCACAAAGAGGCGGCUCAGCCGGCAGUGAGAGCCUUCCCAAGGGCCAAGGGCUAAGGGGGAAGAGGCAGUGGGACCCUCGUGUUACCCCUUCACGCCGCUCACCCAAAUGCACCGGACGCGUGCUGCCCGCCCCGGCUGUGCCUCCUCCGCCCCCUGCCCGCCCCGCAGCUGAACUCCCGGCCCCGGGCCCCUCGCCCCUCCGCAGCCCCGGCAGAUGCGAGCCAAGGCCCCGGAGCAGAUGGCAACAUUUGGUAGCCGAGCGGUCCCUGCCUGCGGGACUUUGCUGGGCUGUGAUGACCACCCCUCCAGGAAGCCCCCUCACCCAGCCAGGGCUGGGGAGCCCAUCCCAACUGCAAUGCCAGGGGUGCAGAGGGGAUCCCAGUGUGGGCACACUGCUCAUGCCAUGGGGGUGACAGGGUGGCAUGGAAAGAUCAGCAGCUCAGCAAAGCAGGGGUCUGUACUUAAGCUCAGCCCUAGUGAGACCCAUCCCCUAAUAUCUUCUUCCAUGUGUGAGAGUGGGGAUGCUCUGCCUGGGUAGGAGGUGGCUGCUGCUCCAUUGCUGGGGGACAAGGGGACCCCCUCACUCCAGGGACUGCUGGCCACCCUAUUUGACAGGGUGUGACCCCCAGACUUGGGGACCUGCUGGCAGCUCUCAGCCUGGACUCCGGCAGCCCCAACCUUAUUUGCAUUCCAUUUCCAUGUGAAAGGAGCAGGUCAAGUUGAAAGUGGAAAGGCUGGUGGGGGGCAGCGGGGAAGGGGCCUCUGCCGGAGGUGAGACCCCAACAAAAGGGCCGGAUCCCCAGGGCCCAGCGCUUGCCUGGCCAUGGGCUGCGGCCACGGCCCCACGGCAGCCGCCAUCUGCGGGUCUGUGCUGCCGCCACCACCGGCCAGACAAAGGCCUCGUGCCCAGCAUGUCCCCAUCUGUCACCUCCCUGGCUCCCGGAUCCCUGAGCACAGACCGAGUGUGAACAUCCGGGUGCAAGCAGCAUCAUUCCCUCUGCCCACAGGGAAUGGGGUGAUGCUGGGUGCAGUGGGUGCCUCCCCAUUCUGUCCCCAUGUCCCUUCUGGAGCAGAUCUGUAGAGCUCUUGCUGGGGAAACUGAGUCAGGAGCAGGUGGUGGCUUAUCCUGGGUCUGGGCAUGGCAACAGGCUGGAAUAAAACACUGGGAGUUAACACCCAAGAUGAAGGGGCUGGGGACCUCAGCUCUGGGGGUGCCCACACAGCCGAGCCUGAGCCCUGCGGCUUGGCAGGUGUUGCCAGGCACCCGUAGCUGCCUCCACCCAGCACUUCCAGGGGGAAUUGGCUGCUGAGUGUGUUUUCUGCUCAUUGGCAGCUUAAUUUAGCAUCCAGGAGGUCCUGGCAGUGGCACGAGGGUGUCUGUAGAAGGUGAGAGCAAAGGCACUGCCAGCACCUCCUUGUCCCUCUGUUCACAAACACAGUCCAUGUUCCUGGGGCAGAGUGGGGAUGCUGCACCGGGUGCUGGGGGGGCAUUCCUGCAGGAGGCUGCCCUCCCAGGGCAUGUCCCGGGAUGCUCCUGGGCAGGGCGAGGCUUGGGGCGCUGCCUGCAUCCAACGCCCCGCUCCAACGGGCCAGACGUGCCCGAGCAGCUCCUGCACCUCCUGCCUGCGCCUCGGCACCCGUGGGGGGACGCAGCCUGGGGCUCUGCCCUCGCCCACCAGCUGGGAUUUUCUAGCUGAGCCCGUUGUGUGAAUCUGGGCUCGGGGCAGCCCUCUGGCUCCCAGACUGUUUCCCUUCUCCCUCCACCAGCUCCUUGUCUUGCUCCAGGAGCCGUUUGAACAAUGCAAGGCUGUAACUGAGCUCCACAACAUGAGCCAAAUGCUCGUUCCCUCUGUGCAGAGCUGAACAGAGAUGCCUGGACCAUGGGGCAAGAGCCACCCCGGGGCUGGGUUCAGGCCAGCAGGUCCAGGUGGCUGCAGGCUUGGUGACCCUGUUCCAGUCUGUCACCUCUCCUGCUAUCCAGUUUAUUUUCCUAUGUUUUGGAGUUUAUUGCUACUGGGUGAAUGGGGAAACAAGAUGAGAUUUCCAAAUGAGAGCGGGCCCUGCCAACUAACCGUACCAGUGAUAUGAGGGAAUCUGGGUGCCCACAGCAAGGCUGGGAAUUUCCCCCGUAUCCCUGAAGCCCUAACCCAGCAGCAGCACCCUCUGCCCACAGCGAGCAGUGACAUCCAGAAGCAUUUUGGAUUUGUCACUGUGAGCACCUCGGGCCGUGUGUGCACCCAGGCUGCCCAGCCGGCACCGCGGGCUGAACCGGCACCCGGGACGUCACCGGGCACCGGCGCGCUGCGUGACGCAGCCUGGCACGGAGGAGGAAUGCCCUGUGCUUUCCAUCCCUUGGGAGCGCUGAUUUGCCUCGGAGGGCGUCCUCGCCCGGCGCUGACUCAGCCGCAGCAGAACCGCUCCAGCACCCUCCAGCCGCCGUCAGCGGGGAGACGGGGAGGACGGGGCUGGGGAGCAGGAGGGUGGGGACAGCAGGACACCAUCGGGACACCCUCGGAAAGACAGCACGGAGAAGGAGGUGGCAGCUGAUCCGGCCGACAAGGCUCCCACGCCGCAGGGCCAAUCCAGCCCACGGCGCCUGAGCCCCUCGCUGCCCGUGGCGGCCGCUCCGCCGUGUCCCGGUGCCGGCACGGAGGAUGCCCGUCGAGGCGCUGCAAGCCGGUGACACCAUGAAGGGGGUGACGGUGACGGCGCCUUUCACCUCGGCCAUGCCCGUCCGUAUCCUCCGCAAAGGGCCCGCGUAUUUCCGCCGGCACGCCGAGCCGGGGGCCGGGAAGCCCAGCGCGGUGGAGAGGCUGGAGGCCGACAAGGCCAAGUACGUGAAGAGCCAGAAGGUCGUCAGCACCAGGCAGGAGCCGGUGAGGCCACUGCUGCUCAAGCAGCCUCUUUUCACCCCCGGGGUGCGCCGGGCUGUGCUCACCCCCAGCCGCAGGGCACCCCCGGGGCCGCGCCGCGCCGAUGCUGCCAGCCCGAAGACCUCCCUUGACCUGGAGAUCCUCAACAACCUCAUCAACCUCUGUGACAGCCCCUUCCCUAAGGCGGAGAGCCCGCUGGGCAGGGAGUGCAGGUGGCGGGCGGAAGCUCCAGCGGUGGAGGGGGCUGUGAAGCCACCGGAGAGCCCGGCCACCCCCAAGCCCCCCGGCAACGUGGCCGUGCGCAGGGUGGAUGUCCGUCCCUGUGGAGCUCCGCGGAGCCCGGUGACACCGCUGCCCGCAUCCCCCAUCCCCGGUGGGCUGCCUGUGACCCCGUCCCGGAGCUCGCCCGCUCGCCCGGAGAGCGCCCGCCGGCAGCCGCUGCUGCACCGCUCCAAGUCGGACCUGAGCGAUCGCCUCUCGCGGGCCACCGCCGACCUGGAGCGCUUCUUCAACUACUGCGGCCUCGACCCCGAGGAGAUGCAGGACAUGGGGGCCGAGCGCUUCGCCCGCGCCAGCUCGGACAUCGUGUCCCUCAAGUUCCACAGCGUGAGCACGGCCAGCUCGGAGGGCGGCCGCUCGCCGCCCAGCGCCGCCACGCCGGAGGGGCGGCCGGCCGAGAGGGUGCCCUACGGCAUCUCCAUCAUCGAGCGCAACGCCCGCGUCAUCAAGUGGCUCUACGGGCUGCGCCAGGCCAGGGAGCCCCAGCAGGUCUCCGAUGUGUAGCAGUGCCGUGGUGGGCACCGGGGAUGGGUCACUCGUACGUGGGCACUGCUGGGGACAAAGCGCUGGCUGUGCCCUGGGAGGAGCAGGGACCUCUUGGUGGUGCCACAGCAUCACUGGCCUGAUGUGGCCAGGGAUCCAUGGUCAGACCCCUGUGCCAGCACUGGAGAACCAGGUCCCCCAAGCCCAUGGGAAGGCAGAGGACACAUGUCCCUGGGUGUGGGGCUGGUCCUCAACACCCACAGGGCCUCAAGUGUGGCUGCCCUGCCUGUCCUGCUGGCAGCUCCUGCCUGUCCUGCUCCUCACCAACAUCCCAGGGUGGGGUGCAAGGGGCUGGGUCCCCCUGCACGAGCAGGGACACUGUACCCGUGAAGGAGCUGCCUCUUGCAGCCUCCAUGGAAGGGGUCCCACUGCCUGGGGUGGUGGCCGCAUCCUGGUGGUCCCAUCUUAUAGCUGAAGAAAAGCCUGGUGCUUUGAGGGGUGAGGGGCAAACCUGACCCCCUGCUUCAAGCUGCCCAGGGCUGUGUGUCUGUGUGAGUGUCUGCAGGUGCCUGUGUUCCCCUUCCCGGCUGCCAGUGGGCAAGAAGCCCCCACCAUGCUGGGCCUGGUAUUUAUGAAGACAACAGUUCCUCUUUUCUACUCUUUUCCUUAUGUUUGAUCUGUAAAUAAUAAUAAUAAUUAUGAUGCAGCCAGUUUUAUUAAA
Molecule: messenger RNA, 4711 nt
Organism: Zonotrichia leucophrys gambelii
Lineage: Eukaryota; Metazoa; Chordata; Aves; Passeriformes; Passerellidae
Gene: FAM110A
Product: family with sequence similarity 110 member A
Exons: 2
Coding region: 3010-4011 (333 amino acids)
Source: RefSeq, a predicted model, not a curated record